CUUCGCUCGUUCACGUUCAUUCCUCCGCUCACUCAGUUUCUCUCCAUUUAUAUGCUCUUCACAUCCGAUAUGCUUGCGCUGCGGGAGACAUUGCAUCAAUGGCACGCGCGCGCGUUGGAGAAGGGGACGAAGCAGGCCUCUAUGUUCGCAGUGGCCAUUCCCUUCAUCCUGAUCACGAGUGUGGUAGUAAUUUUGCGCGUCCAUGUGCGGUUACGCUUGCUCCAUGGACGGCUGGCGAUGGAUGAUUACUUGUUGUUUGCGGGCACAUUUUUCACGAUUUGCCUUUCUGUUGCAAACAUGAUAUGCGGCUGGUAUGGUGUGGGCAUGCAUACGGUCGACAUCCCGCCCGAGAAUCUCACGCCAAUGCUGAAAGCAAAUCUCGCAACACGCCUUCUCUACGUUGUUGCCAUCUGCUUGGUGAAAUUCAGCAUCCUCGUCUUCUACCUCAAGCUUGAUCCUCGCAAGCCCACGAGAUGGACCGUAUAUUUCCUCAUGACGUUCGUGUUCGUGCUGUCCAUAGUUACGUUCUUCGUACUGCUUUUUGUUUGCGUGCCGCCAUCUCUGUUCUGGGACCCUGUUGGUCAAGCUCUGCAUCCGGAGAAGUGUAUGAAGCAAGCGACGCAGCAGACUUUUUUCAAUGUCAACGGCAUCAUGAACAUCGUUCAGGACGUUAUGAUCUACGUUCUCCCUAUACCUAUUGUCUGGAAGUUACAAAUGCCACGCCGACAGAAGAUCGCUAUCGCUACUCUUCUUUGCGUUGGACUAGUCGCAGUUGCAGCCGGAUGCGUGCGCUUUUACUAUGUUCUCUUCCUCGCGAACGAAAAGGACAUUUGGUACUACAUGGCCCCCUCUCUCAAUUGGUGCAGCAUUGAGAUCUAUGCAGCCAUCAUCUGCAACUCCGCCUCGACGUUCAAAGCACUUUUGAAGACCUAUCUCCCCAAGAUCUGGGGUAGUUACGGAAGCCGCGGCGGUCCCUCGGACAACCCACGCCACCAGUACAACCAAUCGCACAGCGGACAAUUCGGCAUGAAGCCGUUCGGCGCGUCGUCAGAGAAAUCGUAUAGCAACCGCAAAUACGGCGUCAUCGAUCUGACGGAGAUUGGGAACAACAGUGAAGAGGCCAUUGUGCAGAAGGGCAUUGGAAUGGGGACAAAAGUGGAGAUAUCAGGCACGGAGAGGCAAGUUCGAUGAGGGAUGGGCAAUUUUAGCGCAUAGGGUGACGCAAUGGAACUACUGAUAUUGGAGGGAUACACGGGAUGGUCUGGAAAAACCUCGAUGUCAAAAAUGAGCUGGCACGACGCAAUGAGUGCUUUGGAGUACUUCAUAUAUCACAAUUAGGGCACCGAGGUUAGCAAGUGGAUAGUAAAAGUCUCAUCUUU
Messenger RNA from Trematosphaeria pertusa, 1379 nucleotides. RefSeq lists its product as uncharacterized. The transcript is spliced from 7 exons. NCBI's taxonomy places the organism in Eukaryota, Fungi, Ascomycota, Dothideomycetes, Pleosporales, Trematosphaeriaceae. The record is from RefSeq and is a predicted model, not a curated record. The coding region runs from base 70 to 1191 and encodes 373 amino acids.